AUGGCACAAAUUCCAUCUUCAUUUGCAGCCACCGAGGCCAUCUUUGAGUGCAUGACAGUAUCCCUUACAAUGGAAAUGGAACGCACAAAAAUGCCCUCUGACUCCAUCGAUAAGUGUGCUGGCAACAAUUGUGGUGCACUUAGAUAUGGACUAGACGGUUGCUUCACUGUGGCUGGAGAACUGCGAGUCAGCACGAAGAUCGGAAAGUCACAAUCGGCAAAGGAGAGUAAUGAUGCUGACGAUGAUGACGAUUUGGUGGUGGUGGUGGUGGUGGCGAGAGGCGGAGGUGGUGGCGGAGUUGACAAGGUUAUGGACGUUUCAGCCCACGUUUCCACCUAA
Messenger RNA from Hydatigera taeniaeformis, 339 nucleotides. NCBI's taxonomy places the organism in Eukaryota, Metazoa, Platyhelminthes, Cestoda, Cyclophyllidea, Taeniidae. The record is from the annotation of a GenBank genome assembly.